AUGUUUGUCCGUCCAGCUACUCAUGCCGGUAGUUGGUAUACUAACGAUGCUGGUAGAUUGAAAAGCCAAUUGAACAAGUACUUCAAAGAAGCUAGUGAAUUGAAGGAAGGAAUCAAUACUAAUGACGAUAUCUCAAAGUCAAUUAAGGGGGCAAGAAUCCUAAUUGGCCCCCAUGCCGGUUAUACUUAUCUGGGAUCAAGAUUAGCAGAAACUUUUAAUGUUUGGGAUACUACAAAUGUUAAAAGGGUGUUUAUUCUUGGUCCUUCCCAUCACGUUUAUUUCACUAAAACUGCUAAGUUAUCAAAUUACCAUUAUUAUCAAACUCCUUUUGGUGAUUUAAAAAUUGAUAAUGAAGUGAAUGAUCAUUUGGUUCAACUCCGUAAUAAAGACGGUUUGAAAAUCUUUGAUUUCAUGGACGAAGAAACCGAUGAUGAUGAACACUCAUUUGAAAUGCAUAUCCCGUUUAUUUAUCAUCGCUGUCAAGAUUUACCGCAAGGACUACCCCAGAUUAUUCCAAUAAUGAUUGGACAAAAUGAUUUGACUAAGCUAUCCGAAAUAUCAAAUGCUUUGAAACCAUUUUUAGCAGAUGAUUCAAAUACUUUUGUCAUAAGCUCUGAUUUCUGUCAUUGGGGUAGCAGAUUCCAAUAUACAAGGUAUGUUGAUCAAGAUCUUUCUUCCACUGCUACCCAAGAUAUCCCCUUGAUUAAAUUGGGUCUUACCAAACCCCUGAAAGCUUUCCCUAUUUAUAAGUCAAUCGAAUCCUUGGAUAAAAAGGCAAUGCAAAUUGCCUCCGCUGGAAAUGUCAACGACUGGAUCGAGUACAUUGCCAAAACCCAUAAUACAAUCUGCGGUCAAAGACCAAUUAACGUUCUUUUGGGGUUGAAUCUACAUGAAGUUUCGGCUGGGACCAAUGUCUUCAAUUGGAUUGGCUAUUCCCAGAGCAGCCAGGUCACCUCCCCUCUGGACAGCAGUGUAAGCUACGCUUCCGGUUACGUCAAACUUAAGUAA
Hyphopichia burtonii NRRL Y-1933 is the source of this 1008-nucleotide messenger RNA. RefSeq lists its product as uncharacterized. Bases 1 to 1008 code for a protein of 335 amino acids. The record is from RefSeq and is a predicted model, not a curated record. Lineage: Eukaryota; Fungi; Ascomycota; Pichiomycetes; Serinales; Debaryomycetaceae. The transcript has a single exon.